Aspergillus candidus is the source of this 1500-nucleotide messenger RNA. RefSeq lists its product as uncharacterized. Bases 172 to 1239 code for a protein of 355 amino acids. The record is from RefSeq and is a predicted model, not a curated record. Lineage: Eukaryota; Fungi; Ascomycota; Eurotiomycetes; Eurotiales; Aspergillaceae. The transcript has 3 exons.
AUCUCCUAAUAGCGAGUCAGAGGAAAGGGUGGUUGCGACAAAAUUCCCUCUUACGCAGGACAUGGACGAAGAACAAUCCGAUGGGUGGUUUUUUGAACUAUAAAACCGGAUCCCGUCCCGUGGAAGGAAGUCAUCAUUCACUCAGUCUCUCUCAGAUUUCGGUUAUUCAGAAUGCGAUUCCUUGGUCUCUUUCCCUCGUACAGCUUGGGUGCUUGUCUGGGAGUCCUUCUAUAUACUGGGGCUGCUGUUGCCGAUGUAUAUGACGGGGGCUGCACCGGAAGCUCCUCUGUCAAGCUGCGUAUCGGCAACGGUGGUGCUGGCCAAAGUGGCCUGGUCAAGGAGCUUUCUGACAGAUUUAUCAAGAACCAGACAGAUGAUUGCCGCAGUCACAAUCUCUUCAAGGUGGAGUGGGUCAAAGGUGAUACUACGGAAACCAUAAGCAAUAUGGGCGCCGGCAAGGUCGAUAUCGGAAUCACCUACAGUGCUGCAGCCGAAGAAAUUGCCAUCAAGUCCGGUACUGCGAAGGGCUGCAAAUAUCGUGGGAAUGCCACCAGCGGAAUGCCCUGCUUCGGCGAGUGCAAGGGACAUACUGAACGACCAUGCUAUACUUUCCGCGAUCACUUCUACCUAGCUGGUCCAAAGAACAAUACUCCAGAAAUCACGAGCUCUGAUGAUAUCUCUGUCACCUUCUCAAAGCUUUACAACGCGGCCGAAAAUGGGACAGCCCGUUUCCUCAGCCGGUACGACAAGUCGGCCACCAACAUCAAGGAUGCGCAGCUCUGGAUUAAUAUCGGACAGGUUCCGUGGGCGACUGCGUACUCAAAGUGGUACCACCAAUAUGUUGCCUACCCUGUCCAGGCUUUGAAGGCAGCGAUUCUGCUAGAAGAGUUUACCAUUACCGACCGCGGAACCUUCCUCACCCUAAGGGAUGAAAACGAAGGCCUCACCAACAGGGCCAAGAUCUAUAAGAGCGGGGACAAGGUGUCUGAGCUUCUCAACCCAGCGGAUAUCAUCAUCUCCACGAAAGCCAAGGGCGAGACAGACCAGCUGGCCAUGGCUUUCAUAAAAUGGGCCCUCGGUGGCGAAGGCCAGGCGGUCAUUGCCAAUUUCCAGAAAAAAGACAAGUACUGCUUGUACAAGGGCUACCCGGGAGGCCCGACGGUCAGUCCAUCGUGCAAGUGGGAUAUUGAGGGACAAAGUCGUGAACCUGAUCGUUUGGACGGCCAGUUUGACCUCUGAUUCCACCCACUGAUGCAUAAUCACACCACACUAAUCUGAAUAUAUGUCUAUGUUUGAACCUUUGAUCAAUUGGAUCAAACGCCGGGGUUGGCAGAUGUGGUGUUCGGGGUUGGUCCCGUCGGUCUACUGUGCGGCGCGGUUGCGCGGGCUUUCGGGGCAGCAAAAUUGCUUUCCGCAUCUUGUGGGGACUAGGCGUACAGAAGAACCAACAAUGGCAAGCAUAUAACAUCUUAUACAGUACGUGGUAGUACUGCUACUGCC